CGAGUCGGCCGGUUGGGGGCUGGACCUCCGCCUCUCCCUGCGGGGGGCAGCCGCCGCACCGGUCGUGGCUCCGCAUCUCCAAAAGGGGCUCUCCGACUCCUCGCGAGGCAAGUCCGGCGCCGGGUCGUGGAGCCCCACACGGCUCUCGCCGGUCCCUGAACGGGAUCCCACCUCCCCGGAGUUGCCAGCAACUUUACCCUCUCCCUGGCGCUGUGGUGGCUCGGGGACUGUGGGCGCCUCAAGUAGCUGAACCCUGGGGGCCCCACUCCCCGCUCCUUGAGUGCGUGCGCACAUAGGUCGCCGCUCCCCCUCCAGGUGCACGCUGGGGGUCUCCGGGCUCGGCGCUGCGGGCGAGAUGCCCCUGGGACACAACAUGAGGCUGGAUCUGGAGAAAAUCGCCCUGGAGUACAUCGUGCCCUGCCUGCACGAGGUCGGCUUCUGCUACCUGGACAACUUCCUGGGCGAGGUGGUGGGCGACUGCGUCCUGGAGCGCGUCAAGCAGCUGCAUUGCACCGGGGCCCUGCGGGACGGCCAGCUGGCCGGGCCACGCGCGGGCGUCUCCAAGCGGCACCUGCGGGGCGACCAGAUCACGUGGAUUGGGGGCAACGAGGAGGGCUGCGAGGCCAUCAGCUUCCUCCUGUCCCUCAUCGACAGGCUGGUCCUGUACUGCGGGAGCCGGCUGGGCAAAUACUACGUCAAGGAAAGGUCCAAGGCAAUGGUGGCUUGCUACCCAGGAAAUGGAACAGGUUAUGUUCGACAUGUAGACAACCCCAACGGGGACGGCCGCUGCAUCACCUGCAUCUACUAUCUGAACAAGAACUGGGACGCCAAGCUACAUGGUGGGGUCCUGCGGAUAUUUCCAGAAGGGAAAUCAUUCAUUGCUGAUGUGGAGCCCAUUUUUGACAGACUUUUGUUCUUCUGGUCAGACCGCAGGAACCCACAUGAAGUCCAGCCUUCUUAUGCAACCAGAUAUGCUAUGACUGUUUGGUACUUCGAUGCUGAAGAAAGGGCAGAAGCCAAAAAGAAAUUCAGGAAUUUAACUAGGAAAACGGAAUCUGCCCACAGUGAAGACUGACCGAGCUCUGAAAUCCGCUGGCCUCAUUCAUUUUAGUAACGGUUCCUGAACUCUCUUUAAAAGUUGAGAUCCAAAGAAGGCCUCUUCGGUGACUCAUUGAUAAGAAGCCCUCUUACUGCUUAUGUUGUUCACAUCCCUGUCUUGCAUAUGGUACUCUGUGUUUUCUUGCCAAGACUGUAUCUACCUUCAGACACUCUUUCCUGGAUGAGCUCAUUUGCUAAUUCCAGAAAUACGUGCACAUGACCUAGCUGGCCAGCGGUUUAACUGAUAAGAUUAGGUAUACUGGCUAUCAAAACAAGAGCCUGGAAGUAUGGGAGAGGGAAUGAAUCUUACUUGCACUUUAUGUACACUUCCUGAUUUGAAAGGAAGAGGUUUGCAAAGGAAAAAAAUGUUAACUGAUGCCACAAAGCGGCAUCACUAAAGCCUUAACAGCAGGAACAGAAAUUUGUGUCAUAUGAACAAUUCCAGAUGUUCUUAAUGCAGAGCUGUUGGGGUUUCUGGAGCAUGGUCACAACCUAAUGACAUUAUUACCUCUAGAAAGGGCUGCUGUCACAGUCAUCAAUUUUAUAAGUAUCCUGUGGGUGAACUCCUUUUUCCUGGUCCUGCAACCUGGACCUACUGUCUCUGCCCCGUUUUCUGAAAUUAUGACUUUCUGAUCACAAUAACAUUUAUUUUCUAUUUUUGCUUCUUACUUGGAGAACUUCAUUCCCCAGAGGCAAACACUAGACAUUAAUUGUUGCGGUUGCUUUGUUGAAAUGGACUUUAAAUUUAAAUCAAAGGGAAAAAAGUCUUACCUGGUAGUUUAGAAUCAACAACCUCUGAGAGUGGUGUCGAAAGACCUGGGCCUACUGAUAAACCAUAAAUGUGCACUUCUUAAACAACUUGAGAGUGCAGAUGGAGUUGGAGUGCGUAUUCCCGAUUUUCAGUUUUCCUUUUGAAUGAGCUCACCUUUCUUCUUUAACAAAAUAAAAAGAUAAAAAAUGGAAUGCUGUAUUUUAAAAAGAAAAUAGAAAUAAAAAAUUCUGAAAA
Messenger RNA from Manis pentadactyla (Chinese pangolin), 2104 nucleotides. It is a transcript of the gene EGLN3, whose product is annotated as egl-9 family hypoxia inducible factor 3. Gene Ontology annotation, biological process: peptidyl-proline hydroxylation to 4-hydroxy-L-proline; cellular response to hypoxia. Gene Ontology annotation, molecular function: peptidyl-proline 4-dioxygenase activity; L-ascorbic acid binding; ferrous iron binding. Gene Ontology annotation, cellular component: cytoplasm; nucleus. The transcript is spliced from 5 exons. The coding region runs from base 356 to 1075 and encodes 239 amino acids. NCBI's taxonomy places the organism in Eukaryota, Metazoa, Chordata, Mammalia, Pholidota, Manidae. The record is from RefSeq and is a predicted model, not a curated record.